CAGGAGUGUUGUACGAGGGUUUUGUUUGUUUUGUACCAUAUGAGUCUGCACAAACCAAGAGCUUCAAAGCAAAAGGAAAGCAGCCAGAUUCUGAGUUUUGAGUGACACCCCCAAAACUGAUUUUUGUGCUGCAAAUCUGUAAACUGGAGUGCAUCAUUUUAAAGGUCUGUGAAGCUCCAUGAACGUAUCACUACACCCAGGCUGAGAUUAGGAUUGCAGUGAAAUCUGAAACCCAGAUGUGAAAACCUCAGUUUCCUGUCGACGUUGCUCUUCUCUGAAGCCACGCUGAAAUGGUGUGUCUGGGUUGAUCAGAAGUGUUGGCUUCCUUUACAAAGAACUUGCAGCAAUCACUAAAACAACUAUGGAAAAUGUUAAUGUAACACCAAGUGAUGAAGAUGGAGAAAAGGUGGCCUCCCUGUGUGUUGUAUUUGUUCAUCCUAACACAUCGUGUUGCUGGCCAGCUUGAAGGCACCGUGAUAAACACAGAAGCAGUCCGUGCUUUCCCUGGCAGUGAUGUGACUCUGGAAUGCAGCAUCCUGAGCACAGAUGGGAUCCACGUGACACAAACACAAUGGUCAAAGAUCGAUGAUACGCCACCCAGUAGAAUAGCUGUAUAUCACCCUAUGUAUGGCAUUAGAUACUUACCUUUUUCGAAGACUUCUUAUAACUAUUCAGUGGCUUUCAAUAAGACUCCCCGCCAUUGCUGGGUAGAUGUUAACAAGACUUGGAGUUCCCAUGAUGCCGGAGCAAACCAGGUGGAAUGCCAACAGUGGAGUCUACAUUUGCGUAAUGUUAGUCUCUCACUCAGUGGGCAGUAUGAAUGUAGCUUUGCUACCUACCCAUAUGGGACAAAGGCUGCGGAAAUUAAUCUUACUAUCAAGGCAGAAAAUGAGAAGCACUAUGGGGUCGUGGAAAUGCUAUUUAACGAAACAUUGGAAAUUCCAUGCCUUGAGAACAUGACUUCUGUAAAUUUGUCCAAGUAUCCUUUGAAAUGGCUAAUGGGGGAAAAUGGACGUGAAGAAACAACUCUUAUAAUCAAAGAGUUCUACCACCAGGAUGUGAAUAAGACUGAUAGCCUGUUGUAUAAGGAAAGAAUUCAGCUAGGUCCAGACAAUGCACUAAAGAUUUCCCCAAUCAAAAUUGUUGACGAUGGCAAGGUGUUCUCUUGCCGUGUGAUGUACCAUCCUGAAAGAAUCCUGACGAACAUCACCAAAGUGAAAGUAUUUGCCAAACCGGAAAUCUCCAUUACCCUCCAAAAUAGUUCCAGUGGCAACGUUGGGGAGGCUAGUCUUACCUGUAUUGUAAGGAAGGCAUUUCCCAAGCCGAGCCUCACAUGGUAUGUGGAUGGAGAGAUUCUUAAAGACCAAUUUGGAGGAAUAUCUAUUGAAGCUGAAAAUCUACAAGAUGGUGAAGGUUUCUAUGAAUUGAGAUCAAUACUGAAGAUACAAAGUACAAACCAGUCAGACACUAAUCAGACUUUCUGGUGUACGUGUAGUUUUCCCUUCCGAGGGAAUAAAACAUGGAAUAUUUCAUCUGGAGAAAUAGUAAUUUCUUCUGGCCAUGUAUAUAACAAAGUGCCAUUUCCAGCUUUUACAACCACAGCUACAAAAGAUCCUGGAAUUUCAACAUUUCCAUCAACAAUCAUGGCUACCACAGGACUUCAAACUACAUCUUCAACUUCCCUAGACUUCACAAGCCCAGUAACCUCUGAAUCUGUUUCCACUGCACAAAGCCAGUUUGAUUCUGCCACCCAUACACAAGGUUAUACCAACACCAUAGCCUACAGUGAGAAUGAAACAUCACAGCGACUGAGUGACCCUACUACUGCAGCCCAACAGAGCAACGUGAAUACAACCCUCUCCAGGGAGAAUGUAACCUUGCCACACCGGAAUCUGUCCUCCAGCACAAUGGUUGAUCCAGCUUUAUUUACUAAACUUGAUCGUUUAUCAACUACAAGGAAAUUGAUUAAUGGUACUGGCCUGGUGGGGAAUGCAGAGAAUACUCGCUUCUCCUGGCCUGCGGUUGUAGCAGUCUUGCUUCUGUUUUGUUCUUUUCUAAUCAUUUUAGGAAUCAGAAAAUGGUGUCAGUACCAAAAAGAAAUUAUGAACAGACCUCCAUCUUUCAAGCCACCACCACCUCCAAUAAAGUACACAACCAUGCUAGAAUCUGAUGGAACUAACCCAUCCUGCCAUGAACUGGAAACUUUGUAAUGUUUCUUGAUGUACUGAAGAAUAUUAUAUCUUGUAACUGAGUAAGCCUUUUAAAAUGCAGAUUGCUGGAGUUUAGUCUGAAUGACCCAUAUUCAGAGUCAAACUUCUUAAACUGACAAGGUCAGAAGCAAAGCACUCCUGAGUAUGCUUUCUCAUCCAUUUAGAUAUGCAUUCAUCUGACAGACUGAAGUCUAACUGCAGCACAUUAGAGAUUACAGGUGCUCAGCUUGGAUUGGAUGAUCAGAUGGGAAUUUGCUGUCUUAAUAAUGGGAGUGGAUUAGUGCAUGUGUCACUUCAUUAAUCUGCCUAGAAAAAAACGUUGAAGCAUUUUAUUUUAGUAUGCCUAUAAUUAUGAGCACUUUAAGCAUAUGGCAGACAUAAUUACUCCACAGUCUUGGUGAUAAUUUUGGAAGCUUUCUGACACAUGUGUGAACAGGGUUUUUUUAAACUAUAAUCUUUCUUACUAUACAAAUACUGAUAUACAGUGAGGUUAGUCAAUGCUAAACCUAAAGAGCAGAAACAUUCAUUGUAGGACGAUAGUCCACAUAUAUCAUCACUGACCUCCAAUGUGGACUCACUUGAAAAGGCUGAUGUGAGAGGAGGCUGCUGUUUCCUUCUCACAUGAUCUGCUGCGAAGACCUGCUGCAUAUAUUGAAACUGCCAGACCAAGGAGAGGUCAGGCUAUCUAGCGAGCCAUCUUGAAAUGGAAGACCUAAGGACUGAAAUGCAUAACAAUCCAAGGGGAUGAUAAUAGAAACGGUGACUGCUUCCAGGGACGAUAGCUAUUGAAAAUAACAAUUGUUCAAAGAUAAAAAUAUUUUCUGAAGUAUAUUUAUGUAUCAAAUAUAUUGAUCUCAGUAGAGAAAAAAGGAACACAGUUCUUCAUUUUUCACUCCUCAGUUGUAAAUGUGAGCAGGGAGAAUCCUGCUGGGAACUGGUUUAAUUCGUUGUAUUUGCUAAAUAUCUUUUAAUAUUGCAAACAAUUUUCAGACAUGUAUGAAGUCAGGCUUCAACUGGAAGCAGUACAAUUAAUGAAAGGAAAUGCCAUCAUGAUAAAGUGUGUGUUUCACAAGGAGCCAAAUUCAGACAUGGUAAAGUUGAAAAUGAUGUGCUGGUUUAGAUAUGCAGCACUUUCUACAAUAGAAGUGGAAGAUGAGUGUCAUGGAGUUUACAAAUGCUAUUGUAUUCCUCAUAGCUUUAAAUGAAUGAGUUAUGUGCUAGGAAAAAGAAAUUAAGAAACUGUUCCCUCUAAAAUAUGGGACAGAAGAGUAUGCUAUGCUGUUUGUCCGUUUUUAGUUAAAUAUCUGAGGUUUAUAGCAAGCACUUUUCUUCAUAAAGAACUUAACACGCUUCACAUGCACAGAAUACGGAUCAGCUUUUCCAUACUAAAAUGCAUCUAAAUCUAGUGUAAAACAUAGCAGAUGAUUAACUGCACAGAACCAUUUACAUAACGUUCAAGACAAAAAAUGAAGAAAAAUGUCAUCCACUUAAAACUCAUGGGAAAAUAUAGAAAGGCAAAUAAUACCCACGUUGGAAUGCAGUUGGGAUGCUGCUGCAAGCUUAGUUAAAAAAUUAGCAAGGAAUCUUCAAUGACUGCAAGUGGUCACUACCUUGGUUUUAAUAAAUGAUCCAAAAGAUGUUACCUCCAGGGCUUAGAGGAAAGAAUACCACCUUUGUAACUAACUUCAUUUCUGGCACCUCCCUGGGUUUUCCUUGGAUGUUUUUGACCCAAGGCUAACUAUUACAGGGUUUUCCAGAGCACCCUUCACUACCAUAUAGAAGAGCUUCUCUGUGACAUAAAUCUGCCCAGCAAUAUCCGUGCUGGACUUCAUGCAGGCUUCUGCUCUUUUCCCCUCCCUGGUUAAAGGAAGUUCUGCUUGAGGAGUGAUUGUAGUUUUGAUCAUCAUUUUGCCGGCUUCCUCAAAGACUUGGGAUCUUGUUGUCUGCCUUGAAAAUGGUCAGACUCUGGUUUAGACAAUCCUUUCAUGUAGCUGUUUCAAUAGCCAAACUCCCUAAGCCAAGGAUGCUCUGCCUUCGGCUCCCAGGAACUUUGUCCUGAGCACUGUGAGCUACCUUUCCCCAAGGAUGCAAGUGCCUGGGCAAGUCAUGGAGGAAGACUUGGAUGCUUCUCUCUCUGGGAAGAAGAAAAUGGAAUUACCACAGGUUGACACCAGUGUCAGAACCCAGUCCCAUGAGUUCAUUGUAAUCCUAAGGCUUUCUGAAACUUAAUAUGUAUUUUCCUAUUUUUUCCCUUUUCAUUAUCUAUUUUAUUUUCAAGACUCAUUAUUCAGCCACCCAGAGAGAAAAAUGAAUGCCAUCACAAAUUGAUAAGUCCAUUUAUGUGCAUAUACCUAUGACCAUGGUGUCUUUUCCCAUAGAGUUCCUGCCCUCAUAAUAUGAGGUGGUCUGUGUCACAUCUUGUAUUUCACCCUGUACAGCUUUUUAUUUUAUUUUAUUUUUUUUUUACUUGAAGUUGUAAAAGAAAUAUUAUGUGGGUGUAAUGCCCUGUUAUCACCAGAAGAUGGCUCCACAGCUGUAAAUUUAAUUCUCUGGUUACUAAAGUCAUAACAAUAAAAUGAACAUCCUUACUACAUUUUUGUUGGCCACAGGUGAAAUAAUUAUUGAAAAGGUAUUGAUGAGUAUUAAAAACAUUUGAUACAAAAUUUCCUUCAAAAACAGAUUAAUUAAUGAGUAUGAAACUCAUAAGCU
Messenger RNA from Chrysemys picta bellii (western painted turtle), 4919 nucleotides. RefSeq names its product CD96 molecule (gene CD96). Gene Ontology annotation, biological process: cell-matrix adhesion; inflammatory response. Lineage: Eukaryota; Metazoa; Chordata; Testudines; Emydidae. The record is from RefSeq and is a predicted model, not a curated record.